GGUGUUGCCCCAGCUGUUGAGGAGGAGAGUAGAAACAUUGAGAACACAGUGAGACAGAGGCUAUCGUAAUCUCAAUAAUUUUUACGUAAAAAAGUUCGAUAAAUAGGGUAGUGUGGGAUUUAUGUGUCUGUGGAGCUUGUGGUGAGGCGAACAUUAUGGAGUGUGAGGAGCCAGCGGACUCCAAGGAGCUUCUAGCCACCCUGGAGACAUACAGGAAGCUUGCUGAUGAUUUUACCAACCAUGACACUAUUUUAAAGGAUAGGACAGUCCUGUCUUACCUCGCAUACGUCCUGGAAGUACCUGACGCUGAAAUUGUGGAGUUGGCACUGGAUAUUCUCGAGAUAUUCACAAAAAAUGUUGAAAAUUACGUGCACAUAACCUCGACUUUUGGGGUCCGUGAGGCACUCGAGGCUGUUAUUAACAAGUACUGUAUUGACACACCGAAAUUAGCGAAACAUGCACAGAGUGUCAAGGAUGAUAUUGAGAGGAUGAAACCACCUAUUUAUAAUUUGAGGAGCCGGUGUAGGAGAGUUAUUGAACCAAAGAAACUCAAGACCCACGUUAUUGUGCUCCAUGUCAGCGGAUUGUUACCUGAAACUAGAGCAGAGCUGGAAGCUACACUCAUUAGAAUUGAGGGACUUAUUUCACUUGUUCUUGAUGUUGAACAUCAGAGGGUCACUAUGAGGACUUUAGUUAAUGUUACUGCUAGAUCCAUUGCUGAGGCUAUUCAAGAAAACACUCAGAAUAUGGAGGCGAGAUUAGUUACCAGAAAUAAGUACAAUCAAGAAUUUUUAGUUAAACUGACCAGCGAAGAAAACGGAGAGUCAAACGAGUUUCCCGAAUACUUGCCCGAGGAAGAGGACAACCAAGAGGACCAAAAAGAGGGUGUAGUGUCCCUCUUGACAGGGCUGAAACAGAGUGCCUCUACCCUCUACAAAUCGACCGCUGAAUUUUUGCACAAUUCCUUCUACUGGUGAAUCGCAUCAGUGCAUCCAGAAAACAAGUAACAGAGAUCAAUCAUGAUGGAUUGUUUCCAUGGUCGAGGUGAAAACGACAGCUCUCAUCGCGCAGAUAAAUCAUGGUCCUCGUCCCCAGACUGCAAGUGAUUUAAUCUCCAUUCAUUUCUGAGACUGUUCAUCUAGCAUUUUACCUAUUGAAAUGAAUUACAACUAAUUUUUCUGUUUCAAAAAUUAAAGCAGUAUUAAGCAGCUGUUGAAUAGGCAUUUUCGCUGAUGAACUGCAUUAUCCUUGAUUAUUGUACAUUACCUGGAGACUGUGUCCAUGAACACGCAUUUUUUAAAUCAAUUUUUGGGACGAGACAGUGAAUGGGAAUUAAUUUGUUGAGCGUUAUUUUUUAAUCAAUUAAAAUGCAAAUGUUGUAAUUGUAUAAUAGAAUUUAAAUGUCCUCAGUGUUACUCAGUGAGAGUUUACAGUACUUCCUACAGAUAAAUACUAAGACAACUCUUCGAGGCUUAUUUUGUUAACUUCAGACGUCUGGAUUAUCUGUUCAGAGGGGCUGGAUAAUCAUUAACUAAGAGAUAAUCAGGAGUAAAGAAACUUUACUAUUAGAGCGAAAUUAUUCAAAUACAUUACUCUUAAAUUAUUCGUACUGCUACAUGAAACAGUGAAAAACAAAAAAUUUCCAAGACGAACCAGUGGAAAUUUAGCUGCCAAUUAUUCAAUCUUGUUCGUUCUCUGCUGUCCUACAGCAGUUAUAAUAUCGUGGGAAUUCAUCGUAUUGUCAAAAUUGUACAUCAUAAGAAAGAUAUAAAUUUCUAAGGCAAUAAUUUCUUGACUCUGCCGCAGGUACAAUAAUUCGUUAAACAUUUUAUUUAGAAAUCUGUUACUUUGAAAUUUAAGGCACUCCAGUGCAUCAGAGUGAAAUAGUCAAUAUUAUAAUUCAAUAAUCUAAGUACACUGGAUUUGAGAGAUUAAGUCUCACAGCUGCUAAUGUUAUCCGGAAAAUCAAAAAAAUCUCUACAUUCUGAAUUCUUUCUAAAGUUAGAAAUUUUCCCAAUUGUUCGACACAAUUCUACAAAAUUUUACAAUAAUUGCGUUGAUACUGAUUCGUCCGUUAUUUCGUCUCUAAUAAUUUAAUCCUACAUCGUAAAUUUUGGGCGGCACGUGUGUAUAUAUAAAUACUAUUUCUUUUAAAAUGAGUAAACAUAAUUGCACGAUCCUCCCAUAAUCAUUCCUCCAUUGUUACUUUCCCCCUGGCCAGAAGGAUCGGUAUAAAAAUUUUCCCCGAAUCCUCUGCCAGGUAAUUAAUUUAUGAGAUCCAAGGAAAAUUUUUUUUUCAUAAUUUAUGUACACUCUCGUCGUAGUCACAACUGAAUAGUUUACUUUUAAUUUCUUUUUCUUGUUUUUGUACAAAAAGAAUUGAUGAGCAAACACUCGAGAAAAAAAUCUUUGAGUCAACGUCUUGCAAUCUCACAAUCAUGCAUUCACUAAGAAAAAAAAAACAAAUAAAGACAUUCAGUCAUUCA
Messenger RNA from Diachasmimorpha longicaudata, 2486 nucleotides. RefSeq names its product armadillo repeat-containing protein 1-like. The transcript has 4 exons. The record is from RefSeq and is a predicted model, not a curated record. The coding region runs from base 156 to 977 and encodes 273 amino acids. Lineage: Eukaryota; Metazoa; Arthropoda; Insecta; Hymenoptera; Braconidae.